Molecule: messenger RNA, 1972 nt
Organism: Zingiber officinale
Lineage: Eukaryota; Viridiplantae; Streptophyta; Magnoliopsida; Zingiberales; Zingiberaceae
Product: pentatricopeptide repeat-containing protein At5g39350-like
Exons: 1
Coding region: 1-1866 (621 amino acids)
Biological process (GO): RNA modification
Molecular function (GO): RNA binding; protein binding
Source: RefSeq, a predicted model, not a curated record
AUGCCAUGGCAGACGCCGAUUCUGUCCUCCUCCUCCCUCCGAUCCCUUCUCAACGCCACCAAAUCCCUCCCUCAGAUUGCCCAGAUCCACCAGCACCUCGCAGCCUGUGGCCUUUACGCAGAUCCAUCCGUCGCCACGAAGCUCCUCCAGCUCUAUGCCGACGCUGGCGACCUCCCGUCCGCACUCCGCCUCUUCGCUGUCAUCCCCUCCCCUUCCGUCUUCGCAUGGACGCCCAUCCUCGCCCUCCUCUCCCGCUCCUCCCUCCAUCGUCGUUGCCUUUCGUCCUACCGCUCUAUGCGUUCCGCCGCAGUCGCCCCCGAUGGCUAUGUCUUCCCCCUCGUCCUCCGCUCAGCCGCCUCCGCCCACGGCCAGAGCCGCCACCUUGCCGCCUUCCACGCUGAGGCAUUCAAGUUCGCCGCGGAAGCCGUUCUCUCCGUCACCAGCGCCCUGAUCGACGCCUACUCCAAAGCCGGCGACCUCAUUUCCGCCCGCCGCGCCUUCGACGUCGCGGGGGCCCGCGAUCUCCUCUCCUGGAACUGCAUCAUCGCGGCCCACGCUUCCGUGGGCCUGCUCAAGGAAGCACUGGCCCUGCUCGACUUCAUGAUAUCAGACGGCUGCGAUCCCGACCUGGUGACGUGGAACACCUUGAUGGACGGCUACUGCCGUGCCGGCCGUUGCGCCGAGGCCCGUGCAAUCCUCCACCAGCUUGCCCGGCCCAACGCGAUAUCGUGGACGACGGUGAUCGUGGGCUACGCCCGCAGCGGGAAUCACGAGGCAUCUCUGGAGAUCUUCAGCCGCAUGAUGCACGCAGGGAGUGUCCUGCCGGACCUGGAUACCUUAUCCUGCGCGGCCGCCUCCUGUCGCCACGUGGCAGACGUGUCGGCAGGCCGGGCGGUGCACGCUUACGGGGUGAAGACGAACGACGUCGGCGCAUUCUACGGCUCCGCUGGAGCAGCGCUGCUCUUGUUGUACGCCGGGAGCAGUCGGACGGCGGCGGCGAGAUCGGUGUUCGAGUUGAUGGAUCCCACGGAUGUGGUGACGUGGAACGCCGUGGUCCAAGGGUUGGCUCUAUGUGGACGGCGCUUGGCGGCGCUGGAGCACUUUAGGGUGAUGAUGUCACGAGGCAUAGGAUGGAAUCACGCCACGCUGUCCAAUUUGCUUCCCUUGUGCGACUUGAAGCACGGGGAGGAAGUCCACGCUCAUGUCAUCAAGCACAAUAAUGGAGGAUGCAUCGUAACUGAGAUGAACGCACUGAUCGAUAUGUAUGCGAGAUCGGGAUGCAUUCGGGCCGCACGCAGAGUGUUCUCGAGCAUGGACGGCAAGGAUGUGGCGACGUGGAACACAAUGAUCAGCGGGUUCGGGUCCCACGGGUUGGGGGAGCAAGCGAUCGAGCUUGUGACCCGCAUGGUUCAGCUCGGGUUCAAACCGAAUGCGAUGACAUUGACCAGCACGCUUAUGGCAUGUGCCCAAUGUGGGCUAGUCGAUGAGGGGAUUGAGCUCUUUGGGACCAUGCCUCGGGAAUUUCGAUUUUCACCAGGUGAGGAGCAUUAUGCUUGUGCAGUGGAUAUGCUUGCUCGGGCUGGACAGUUCACUGAGGCCGGUAGACUGGCUGGAAAAAUGCCGACGGCAAGGGUAUGGGGGGUGAUGCUAGCGUCGUGCCGGACACAUCAAAAUGUGGAGUUUGGCAGGAUGGCUUUUGAGGAACUUGUCCGAUUGGAACCAGGAAACCCGGGGAAUUAUGUCACAAUGUCGAAUAUAUAUGCGAGAGCAGGUAGGUGGAAUGAUGCUGAGAGGGUGAGGGGGAUGAUGGAGAAGGAAGAGUUGAUGAAGAAGCCAUCUGGGCAUAGUUGGAUUGAGGUAGCUUGAGAUUUGUUGUACUAAAAUUGUUUUCUAUAGCCGUGUGAAGAAGAUUGGAAAUAAUAAAAUUAGAAAUUGUUGGGGAAGAACUUAUAAGACAAGUGUUUGAAAUAAA